CAUAUUUUUAAUUGCGUUAUUUUAGGCGACGUAUCGAAUGCUGUGGAAAAUCUUUAUUGUGAUCUUGGAUUAAAAAAUGAUAAUUUGUGUCCUGUCGAUGGUGGCUGGACUUCUUGGAGCCCAUGGGGAUCCUGUUUUGGAAAAUGUGGAUUUAAAGGCAAAAGGACCAGACAUCGUACUUGCAGUAACCCAUUACCAUCUAAAACCGGUGGUCCUUGCAUUGGCCCAAAUUAUCAAACCGAGACCUGUCGAAUAACUGGAUGUACGAUGAGUGAUUAUGAAAAUGUCGCUCAUGACCAUCCUAUACGGAAAGAAGAGAUGAAAAUUAUCAAGCAGUUUCAUAGAAAGUUACCUGCUCUGAUCGAAUUGUGUUUUUCUGUCGACUGUUCAUUUUUUCUUGUAAAGAAGAUUCUUAGUGGCAGCGCGAUGCAUUAUUGGAAUGCUAUAAACUGCAUUAAAUAUGAUGUUGGAUGUCCAAGUCAUGGUGGUUGGAGCAAUUGGGGAGCAUGGUCGUUAUGCGGUGCUGUUUGCGGCAGAGGUCAAAAAUAUCGUACACGAAUUUGUAAUAGCCCUAUACCUUCGCAUCCUGAAUUAAUGUGCGAUGAUUCAGCAUUGGAAAUGAAAGACUGCAUAGGAUUUAACUGCAAGAAACACUCAAUGGGAACUUGGGCUAAUUGGAGCAAAUGGAGCACGUGUAGCGUACAAUGUGGUAGCGGUAUUCAAAUGAGAAAACGUUCGUGUUCGAAGAUGCAGAAUGCACAGGGAACUUCAUGCGAAGGUUCUACUAGGGAUGUAAAAAGUUGCACAAUUAAUAAUUGUUCAAUAAAUGGAAUGUGGUCCCCAUGGACAGUUUGGACAUCCUGUUCUUCAAGUUGUGGUAUAGGCACACAGUUGAGGAACAGAAUGUGUAGCAAUCCUUCCCCGAGUGGUAGUGGCAUGUCGUGUUCUGGUUCUGCUUCUGAAGUUCGUCAAUGCUUUAGUAAACCAUGUACAGUUAAAUCGCACGAAGUUGCACACUUUACAGAAGAAAGUAGUCUUCUUUAUAAUAUAAAUGGGAGAUCUUCGCGCUUGCUUCAUAUGUAUUUGAGAUUUUUACCAUUGAGGACGUACGGAGUACUUAUUUAUCGAACUGAAAAUAAUUGCAACGGAUCGAUGUGCGAUUUUGUAAAACUAUCAUUACGAAAUGGAAAAAUUGUACUCCUAUCUGAAAUUUCUGGCUGUACAUUGGGUCUAGUUCAUGAAGAUAAACUUCAAAUUGGACAGUGGCAUAUGAUAUUAGUUGCAAUAUAUGGAAUGCACGGGAUACUGAGCGUUAAUGAUGGUUUUCGUAAAACUUCUACGUUUUCGUGCACUCCGAUAUCAUAUAAUUUUGAUCAUAUGAUGAAAGUCGGAGAAGGAUUUCGAGGUCAAAUUCAGAAAAUAACCAUUAAUUUUGCAUCCAUUCAACUUCGUGUACCAAAGGGUAAAUAUGAUGAAAAGCAUGCAAACGUUCCUUUUAGCAGUAGUAACAUGGAAUAUUUAAUGGGAGACGACGAAGAAGGUUUCAUUUAUAUUGGCCUUACAGAAUCAGUUGCUGCACCAUGUCCAAAGAACAUGGAAUUUUGGCAAAUCACAAUGGCAAUGAAAGCAGAAAAUAUAAACGGUGUUGUGGCAAUUAUGCCAGAUGAUGCUUUAAAUAAGUAUAUUCUACUGCUAUUAGAAGAGGGGAAAAUAAAGCUUGGAUUUCAUCAGGGAGCAAUUCAUGUUGCAGCUGAAAGUAUAGAGCAUAUUUCAGUAGGAGAAUGGUUUGAAAUAGUAAUAGUCCAAGAUGGCAAAAAUUUGUACAUGCAAGUAAAUGGGAAUGAGAAGAGAUAUGUACCGUCGAUUUCAGAAAAAGUGAUUACAACUGCAACCAAUCUAAUCAUAGGGGCUAUACGUGAUGAAAUGAAAGAGAAGAUGUGUCCUAAAUGUACAGACAUACCACAAAUGAGUUUCACUCUUGGAUAUCUUAAUAUAGAUGGGAAUCAUAUUGAUCUUCUAUCAUUACCAGCUUUAGAUACAACGAGCAAACGAUUUGCGAGCCACACUAUUAGUUUAUCUGAUUACUACGAAGAAGUAUCAUUAUUAUUAGGUCAAGAGCUCAAAAUAUCGUGUUUUUAUGAUAAAAUUCCUCAUGAAAAUGGAAUCCUUAUAUUUUCUAGGAGAACCUACGUUACGUGGUUAUUAAUGGAUAAAAUAUUGCUAUCCUAUGGAAAGAAGUAAAUUAAAGUUGUGAUAAUAACUUUGAUCGCUUUAAUUAACUUCAUUAUUUUUAGAGAUACGACAAAUUUGAUUGACAAAAGUUGUAUGAUACCGAGGAUGUUGUAACAUUCCAAUAAUAAUUUUGUUGUAGGUGGAUGAUUUUCGGAAAUUUCAGUCAUCUCUAUUUUUUAAAUAAUAUGCUAUACUUGUUUGUUCCUAGCAGAAAAGUGAAUAUUUAGAUUACUACAAAUACCUAUAAUACAAGGCUAUUCGACGUGAUAUAAAAAAAUAAAACAACAAUUCUUAUUAAAGUUUUUUUUAUAAGUAUAUCUAAACGUAAUGAAGAUGAUUCUGGCGAUCGACGUUAUUAUGUACUGUAUCCUGUAUACAAGAUGUCCCACGUAAUUGGAGAACAUUGUUCUUUCAUCUUUAAAACGGUUAUAGAGGCACAUUCUGUGUAUUCGAUAUUUUUUACAAUUAUUUAUUCCUUAUCGAGCAGUGACUUGUUUAAUGUGAAGGACGAUGGUCGUGUUAGUACUAUUAAUAUUGC
This is a messenger RNA of Colletes gigas, 2770 nucleotides long. RefSeq lists its product as uncharacterized. Lineage: Eukaryota; Metazoa; Arthropoda; Insecta; Hymenoptera; Colletidae. The annotation marks the transcript as partial. The transcript has 12 exons. The record is from RefSeq and is a predicted model, not a curated record.